GGCUACCAUGACCAGCCAGUCACAGGGGAUCCAACAGCUUCUUCAGGCUGAAAAAAGGGCCAAGGAUAAGCUAGAGGAAGCCAAGAAGAGAAAAGGGAAGCGAUUAAAGCAAGCUAAGGAGGAAGCCAUGGCAGAGAUCGACCAGUACAGAAUGCAGAAAGACAAGGAAUUUCGACUGAAACAAUCGAAGAUAAUGGGUUCCCAGAGUAAUCUCUCCGAUGAAAUAGAAGAAGAAACACUAGGGAAGAUACAAGAACUGAAUGGACGCUACAGCAAGUGCGUGGAAAGCGUACUGAAUCAGCUUUUGAGCAUGGUCUGCGACAUGAAGCCAGAAAUCCACGUGAACUAUAAAGGCACCAACUAAAUGCACAGCAUAUCAUUCAAAGAAAAGCGUGUGAGUGCCACCUGG
Molecule: messenger RNA, 409 nt
Organism: Otolemur garnettii (small-eared galago)
Lineage: Eukaryota; Metazoa; Chordata; Mammalia; Primates; Galagidae
Gene: ATP6V1G3
Product: ATPase H+ transporting V1 subunit G3
Exons: 3
Coding region: 8-364 (118 amino acids)
Biological process (GO): proton transmembrane transport
Cellular component (GO): vacuolar proton-transporting V-type ATPase complex
Molecular function (GO): proton-transporting ATPase activity, rotational mechanism
Source: RefSeq, a predicted model, not a curated record